Molecule: messenger RNA, 765 nt
Organism: Plasmodium gallinaceum
Lineage: Eukaryota; Apicomplexa; Aconoidasida; Haemosporida; Plasmodiidae
Product: mitochondrial ribosomal protein L17-2 precursor, putative
Exons: 2
Coding region: 1-765 (254 amino acids)
Biological process (GO): translation
Cellular component (GO): ribosome; large ribosomal subunit
Molecular function (GO): structural constituent of ribosome
Source: RefSeq, a predicted model, not a curated record
AUGGGAUAUACGUCAACAUUAAAAUUUGUAAAUUUAGGAGUUAAAAGAAGGUUAUUUCGAAGAGCUCAUAAGCAACCACAUCAUAAGUGGGAUAGUAUAAAAAAUCAGUUAAACGAUUUAUUAAAAUAUGGAAGAAUUGAAACCACCUUAACAAAAGCUAAAGAGUUGCAAGGAUAUGCAGAAGAAUUAAUUUAUUUAGCAAAGAAAGAUAAUGUAGAAAAUAAUUUAAAAGUUGAAAGUAUGUUAAGAACAGCACAAGGAAGAAGAAGGUUAUAUGAAUAUUAUGUUCCUUUAUAUAGGUAUAGACCAUUUUUUUUUACUAGGGUUGUAAAUCAAUGGAGAUUGCGAUUAAGAGAUUCUGCACCUAUGGCUUUUAUUGAAUUUAUAGAUAGACCAGGGGAAUUAAGACCCGCUAGACCUUCUGGAUAUGAUAGAAUUAAAUAUAUAUUUGAAGAAAUGAAAAAAAAUAGAAGAAAUUUUAGAAAAUAUUUUCAUAUUGCAAAAAGGUUUAAUCUACUGGAUGAAAAUAAUCAACUAAUUUCAAAUUUACAUGAACACUUAAUUUCUAAAAAUGAUAAUAUGUGGGAUAGUGACGAUGAAGAUCAAAUAAUAGUAGAUCCAGAAUUAAUUGAAAAAUAUAAACAUUUAAGUGAGCCUAUGCUAAAAGGGCCUAAAAAAGGAAGAGAACCAUUUUAUGUUGACUUACCUAUUCCAAGUGUUGCUGAAAGAGAAUUUUUAAAUUACAGAAAAAAAUUCAAACCAUAA